AUGAAGCUUUCCACCCUUUUCUUUGCUGCUCUCCUCGGGGAGACAGCCCGUGCCUACAAUCUCGGCGAUAAAGCCACCGGAACGACCGAUCCCGAUGUGACUGAGAACUGCAGUCAAUGGGCGAACAGUAUUGCUUCUGGUGAUACUUGCAAGAAGCUCGAAGCAGAUUUCAAUAUUGAUUACCUGCAACUGCAUGAAUGGGCAAGUUACCAAUCCACCCCAGACAAGACAAACAGUCUCGCCAAGCUUGUCGGUACCGAAGCGCCGACUCUCAAGAAUCCUAACUACACCGACUCGUCCUCGUCCUCGUCCGCAACGACAACGACUGCAACUUCCAGCUCCAGCUCCAGCUCCAGCACCAACUCAACAGUCACUGCAUCCUUGAAUUCAAUUGCCACUUCGACUGCUACCGAGUCAUCUUCUGCCCAACAGACAGGGAAUGCUGCUAGCUCCGGGCUCACCGCAAUUCCUAUUGUCAUGUUGUUUGUUGCUUUCUCUGCCCUUGCCUUGCAACUUAAUUAG
Messenger RNA from Penicillium atrosanguineum, 522 nucleotides. RefSeq lists its product as uncharacterized. The coding region runs from base 1 to 522 and encodes 173 amino acids. The transcript is spliced from 2 exons. Lineage: Eukaryota; Fungi; Ascomycota; Eurotiomycetes; Eurotiales; Aspergillaceae. The record is from RefSeq and is a predicted model, not a curated record.